Messenger RNA from Xiphophorus maculatus (southern platyfish), 3618 nucleotides. It is a transcript of the gene fam120b, whose product is annotated as family with sequence similarity 120B. NCBI's taxonomy places the organism in Eukaryota, Metazoa, Chordata, Actinopteri, Cyprinodontiformes, Poeciliidae. Gene Ontology annotation, cellular component: nucleus. The coding region runs from base 92 to 2317 and encodes 741 amino acids. The record is from RefSeq and is a predicted model, not a curated record. The transcript has 15 exons.
CGCACACCACCGGAAGUAAUUUGAAUUUUCGUCAUGUAAACAGCGCACCGAUAAAAAAACCCCCCUGAUAAUCACCCAGAGGUUUCAUAAAAUGGGUGUAAAAGGUCUGCAGAGCUUCGUGGAGCGAUGCUGUCCAGAGGCGUGUGUUACAGUGAACCUGAGAGACAUGGCCAGGCAGCAUGUCACCAAAAACCAGCAGCGCUGCUCUUCUAACAUCACCAGUCCCACACUUGUUGUUGACGGCAUGUCCUGCCUCUGCCACUGGUACUCAUGUAUGAACUGGGUGUGUGGAGGCCAGUGGACAGAGUAUAUGGAGGUUCUGAAGAAAUGGGUGGAGGCUUUUACCUCUGCAGGCAUCAAAUUGGUUUUUUUCUUUGAUGGAGUCGUGGAAGAACAGAAGAGACCAGAGUGGGUGAAAAGGCGACUCAGGGUGAACAAGGAUAUUCUAAAAAUAUUCAGCCACAUUAAGCAACAUGGAGAACAGCCAGGUCAACAGUUCUCUUGUCUGCCAUCCGCUCUGGCAACAUUCACUCCUUUUGCUCUCAGGUCACUGGGUCAGGACGUGUUCUGCUCAGUGAGAGAGGCGGACUAUGAAAUUGCCAGCUAUGCUUGUUGCCAUGGUAGCAUGGGGAUUCUGGGACAAGACACAGACUUCAUCAUAUAUGACAGUGCCCCCUACUUGUCCGUGGCAAAGCUGCGAAUAAAUGGCCUAACGACAGUCAUGUAUGACCGGCAGAGGCUCUGCAGAAACAUCGGGCUGAGCGUGACCCAGCUGCCUCUGCUGGCCUGUCUGCUGGGUAAUGAUGUGGUUUCAGAGGAGCUCAUGCAGCACAUCAGGAGUAGUGCUGUGGCAGCAUACAGGAGAACAAAUCCAGCACCGUAUUCUGGUCCUCCUCAGGGUGAGGUAGUCCUGGCUGUAGCCCAGUUUGUGAGCUCUUUGUCUGCUUCUGCAGAGGAAGAAACUGGACUUAUCCCACAUUCCCUGAACGUAGCAUCUUCCCAAAGAGAGCUACUAAAGAAGGGAAUCUGUUCCUACUUACUUCCUGGACACAAAGAUUAUGAACUGGUUGGCAUUUCUGUUCCACCCUCUGCCUUUGAGAAAUAUGUUAGUCCUGAGAUUUUAAAGGCAUGUAGAGAGAAACAUGUAGCGGCGGAGGGUUUCAUGGUUUACAGUGUUGUGUGCGCUGGAGUCACCGAAUGCAGCAACUCUCUGGAGGACGAAGAGGACGAGGAAUUGCUGCCUCAGGCCCUCGUCUUCAAGCCGUGCAGACAGCGCAUCUAUGGUUUGCUGCUGCUGCUAGGAAAAGAUGGCAGCUCUGUGGAUGCUCCAGCCAUCAGGGAAUGGUUCGUCUUCCCCGGAAACCCUUUGAAAGAAGCUGACACGGUCCAUCCUGUCCCCAUUAACAUCCCAUGUGGUCAACCCAGUCUGGACCUGUUAUGGUUUAGCUCUGGUCCUGAGGUUUCUGCUCUUCGCCUUGCAGCCUUCCUUACAGUCUUUGACUGCCUUCACUAUUCUGACUUGCAUGGCGAGAUUGGAGACUCUCUCCUGGCGGCUCUUUGUCUCGUCACAUACAUCGUCCUUCAGGUAGAGACCUUGUCUGAGGAGGACGUGGAUGCGUACCUGAGUCAGGCCGUGUGUCUGAGGCUGAAGUCGCCCUUGGAGCUUCGGCAGAUCGAGCUGCCUGUCCUUUCGAGUCGAGCCGUGCAGCUGGGAUCGCUCUACGUCCGAGGACUGAGCCACCUGCUGGGAGCCAACAAUGCCAGCGGCUGUGCGCUGCCCAGCGCCGCUCUGAUGCCUUGGCACGGCUUUGACGGACGGCUGUUCCACUCCAAGUACCUGCUGGCACACAGCGGCGCGGAGAAGUCUGAGCUGCUGGACAGAGAUAUGUUCUCCCUUUCUCAGUUUGUUCAGCUGAAGGAGAAACUUCUGGAAACCUGCAGGAAGAGAGGCAGAAUCCUCCAGUCCAGACCCAGAGAAACACAGAGAAACCUUCGAUACUCAAACACUUCAGGUUUCCCUUCAGGAGCUGAUCAGGCCUGGAGAGGAGAGACCAGAAGAGACCUUCAACAUGGACAAACAUGGAGGCAAAGAGAGGCGGCGUGUGGAGAACAAAGCGGCUGUGAAAACCCAGAAACACCGCAGUGGAGAGCAGAUCACAGAGGGGGACGUCAAAGUUUCCAUUCACAUCGCUCUAACUCCUACGAAGGUCGACCCCUGAACCGGAACUGGCAUCCCAAACAGAACCGAGGUCGGCUGCAUCACAACAGAGGGAGAUACCAGCUGGCUCCCAGAUGGCAACACCCUCCUGCUCCCUGAAUAUAACAGAAGCAUGAAGAGAGAGGAACUAAGGAUUAAAGAGAAGGACUUGAUAAAAAAAGACGCGAUGAAAAGGAGGAGUGGAUCAAAUUCCUCUGAACAAACUGAUUAGCGGAUGAUCCGUUGGGAAUGUUUGUCUAAAGGAUGGAGCAGGAAGAGAAACGGAGCCUAAACUGGAAACACAAUGGUGAUGGUGCCAUGGUAUGUUUAAAAGAAAUCCUGUAGUCUCUACUUUAUACCAGCAAAACCUUUUAUAUUUAAGGACAAAAACAUUUAAACAAAACGAAGAACUAAUAAAAAUAAAGCUUACUUUAGCACGUAAGUUUAUUGUUUGACUCCGAGUUUGGCUCUGUCUCUUAUCUGUUACAAAAGGAAAAUCUGUGUAUUCAGGGAAAUAAUCCUUCCUACAGUAAUGGGCUUUAGAGAAAACAUAAUGCUGGUGUCAGAUAUCAAAUCCACCACAGCUGAUAUUUGGCAAAAUAAAAGUGUCUUGAAUGCAAAUUAUUUGUUCAUACUCUGAAAAUAAAUGACAACAUGCCAAAUUUUAUCCAAGAGUGUUUUAAAUUACAAUUUAUUUCUAAAUUUGAUAACAAUUUGAAUGAGUCUCAGUCCUGCUGGGGCUCCGCUGGAGAUAUCAUAUAAGUUAUUCUAUUGGUCUGUGUAGCUAAGCUAAUGUUUUUAAAUACAUUUCUUAAAAUCUAUUCUCAAACAUUUUAUAUUUCCAAAGUGGAAACCAUGAAAUACAGACACUUCCAAUAGCUUUAACCAAACACUCGUGCAGAUACCAAACAGUUAGUUGUUUUUGUUGUUGUUGUCAAAUUGGUUAUAAAAUUAACUAUUAAUUUUAAUUUGCUGCUGCAAGUCAUUUUUGCACAAUAGAAACUUUACUGGGAUUUUAUGCGAUUGGCCAACAAAUGUGGGUAAAGUGGAAUAAAAUUUAUACAUAUUUUUAUUUUCUUUUACAGGUAAAAAUGUGAUGUGGUCAUCUUACGACGCUCCUGGAGGCGUCAUUAUUAUUCAUUGAGUCAUAUCAGCAAAACCAUACAGUUUCAAUGCAAGAUGAGUUGGAAUCUGUCACAAAAAUGGUCGUAGUGCCCUUAUUCUUAUCCAAUUUAUAAAAAGAUGUGUUUUAAAUUAAAUCUGAGAAAGUUACCAAAGUUUCACUCAGUAAAAUAUGUAUCUGUCUGGAUAUAAAGCUAUAAACUGUUUGGUUUCUGUGAAGUGAAUUUCUCUUAUAUAUUGGCCAAUAAUUUAAUUUUACAUAAUUGCUGCCAGUUCUUAUACUUCAUAAAAUAUUUCAU